Messenger RNA from Oldenlandia corymbosa var. corymbosa, 3071 nucleotides. NCBI's taxonomy places the organism in Eukaryota, Viridiplantae, Streptophyta, Magnoliopsida, Gentianales, Rubiaceae. The record is from the annotation of a GenBank genome assembly.
UCUCAGUUUCUCAUGGCAUAUCAUCCCUAUUUCCUUUGCUCUUUUCUUCUAAUGAUGAUCAUCAUGUUAUGCUGCUGUCCUAGUAUUUUAGCAGCCAAUCAGUCUCAGUUUUUCAUAGAAAUGAAGAAGUCAUUCUCAGGGGAGAUGCUGUCCAACUGGGAUAUUGCCAAUCAAACCAUUAACUUUUGCAGCUACAAAGGAGUUGGCUGUAACAGCAAAGGAAACAUUGAGAUUAUUGAUAUCUCUAGAUGGUCGCUCUCAGGUCAGUUCCCCGAAAAUCUUUGCGAAUAUCUUCCGUAUUUGCGAAUUCUUCGCGCGGAUCAUAACGUUUUCAAUUCCAGCUUUCCUGUUGGUAUCACCAAUUGCUCUCUCUUGGAAGAGCUAGACAUAAGCCAUGCUAAACUCAGGGGAGUUUUGCCGGACUUAUCGCCUUUGCGAUCUUUGAAAUUGCUACACUUGAUACAUAACUCUUUCGAGGGAAAGUUUCCCUUGUCACUCACAAAUCUCACAAAUCUUGAGGAGGUGAAUUUCAAUGAAAACACGAGGUUUGAUUUUUGGAAAUUGAAAGAGGAUUUCUCCAAGCUGAAAAAGCUUAAGGUUAUGAUUUUGACGUCCUGUAAUUUAGUUGGGACAAUUCCAGGUUUUAUUGGUAACAUGACAUCCCUGAUUGAUCUAGAAUUGAGUGGGAACUCAUUAACCGGACAGCUUCCACCUGAGUUAGGAAACCUGAAGAAUUUGCAAGGGCUUGAUCUGUAUUAUAAUGAACUUGAAGGUGAAAUACCUGAGGAGUUUGGCAAUAUGACUUCGCUGAUAGGGAUUGAUGCAUCUGUUAACAAAUUAACCAAGCUUCCAGAAUCCCUUUGCCUUCUUUCCAGGCUCGAAUACCUGGAGCUUUAUGACAACCGUUUAACAGGGGAGAUUCCUCAAGUAAUCGGCAAUUCAACAACGUUAACUGAGUUGUCCGUUUAUAAGAAUUUCUUGUCGGGAAAAGUCCCAGAAAAUCUCGGAAGAUUAUCGCCUCUUGUCGGUUUGGAGCUGUCAGAAAAUCAGCUUUCUGGAGAACUUCCAGCUUAUGCCUGCAAUGGAGGUAAAUUACUGUACUUCCUUGUACUUCAAAAUAAGUUUACUGGACAAAUUCCCAAAAGAUAUGCUAAAUGCAAGUCUCUUAUGCGCUUUAGAGUCGAUCACAACCAAUUGGAAGGGAGUAUUCCAGAAGGGCUUUUAGCCCUGCCGCUUGCUUCAAUCAUUGACCUGAGUAAUAACCGCCUGAAUGGUUCAUUUCCCAGAACAAUUGAAAAUGCCACAGAAUUGUCUAACCUGUUUAUGCAGAACAACAGGAUUUCUGGUUUUCUGCCUUCAGAUAUUUCGCGAGCGAUCAAUCUCGAAAAGAUCGAUCUCAGCAAUAAUCUCCUGUCUGGUCCAAUCCCUCCUGAAAUUGGAAACCUUAAACAGCUCAACUUGUUGCUUCUUCAAGGUAACAAGUUUAAUUCUUCCGUACCUCAAUCAAUAUCUUUACUCAAGUCACUCAAUAACCUUGAUCUUUCCAGUAACCUCUUAACAGGGAGCAUCCCAGAAAGUCUCUGUGAACUCUUGCCGAAUUCCAUGAAUUUUUCAAAUAAUAUGCUCUCUGGUUCAAUACCUCGAUCAUUUGUGUUACAAAAUCAGCUAACAAGUUUCUCUUGCAACCCAAACCUAUGUGUUCCCCCCAAUCUGAUUACUUCCAGAGGUGAAUUCUCCACUUGUCCACGAACUCACAACCCAAAAACAUCAAGCCUUGUAUUGUCCAUUGGGUUACCCGCAACAGUUGCUUUUACUGGACUUAUCCUGGUUCUGAAAAUCUGUUUCAAGAAAGAUAAAACAGAAGAGGAGAAUGGCACAUUAUUGUGCUCCUUUUUCUGGGAUGAUGUUCAAAGUUUCCAUCAUCGCGAGAUCAUUCAGUCAAUGAUUGAGAGGAACAUCGUCGGCAAAGGAGGUUUUGGGACAGUAUAUAAGGUUGAGUUGAGCAAUGGAGUAACAGUGGCAGUGAAGAAGCUUCGGAAUCGAAAAGCUAACAUCUCUAAACCUGAGUAUCAACUAACUUUAGACAAGGAGCUGAAGACAGAAGUGGACACAUUAGGAAGCAUAAGGCACAAAAACAUUGUGAAAUUUUACUGCUAUUUCUCCAGUGCGGAAGCAGGAAAUCUGCUGGUGUAUGAGUACAUGCCAAAUGGGAACCUUUGGGAAGCACUUCAUGGAGGAAACACCCUUCUGAAUUGGCCUGCUCGUUAUCAGAUUGCAUUGGGGUCGGCACAGGGUUUAGCCUACCUACAUCAUCAUCUUCCCUUCCCGAUGAUUCAUCGCGACAUCAAGUCCAGCAAUAUCUUGCUGGACAGUGAAUACCAACCAAAAGUUGCAGAUUUCGGGCUCGCAAAAAUUUUGGAGGAAAGAAGUGGGAAAGACUCCAUAACCACGGGCAUUGCUGGAACUUAUGGCUACUUGGAUCCAGAUUAUGCACAUACUUUUAAGGCUUCAACCAAAUGCGACGUUUACAGUUUCGGGGUUGUGCUAAUGGAGCUAAUAACCGGAAGAAAACCAGUGGAAGUUGGCUUAUUUGGGGAAGGCAACAAUAUCAUCCAUUGGAUACUGAAUAAGGUUGAAAACAAAGAAGCUGCAUUUGAAGUCUUGGACCAAAGAAUAUCAGAAUCAUUUGAGGAGGGAAUGAUUAAGGUGCUCCGACUUGCAAUGCAUUGCACAAAAAGCAAUAAAGCUUUACGCCCAACAAUGAAAGAAGUUGUUCAGGUGCUGAUCGAAGCUGACCCCUCUGGUUAUAUUCAAACAAAUCGCUUUGCAACAACAGUAUAAGGUGGAAGCCAACAAUCGGAGUACGGAAUACUUUCCGGAGAAGCAGGGUUCAUUGAGGUUGAAAUCAAAACCUUCACCAUUGAGUUUUCUAACGUCUAUUGAAAUGUUUGUCUUGUCUUGAAAUAUUUCCUCUCUCUUUUAUCUUUUACGCCAUUAGCCCAAACUUUGAGAGCUUUUAACAAAAAUUUCGUAUGAAAUAAAUUACUAUAUAAGAUUGCAUCAAGUUCUUC